UUGUGGAUAAUUUUCAUGUCCUACGGUUUCGUCUCAUUGCAGGGACUUUCCUCUCCAUCUCUAGGAUCUGGAGUUCAAAUGACAAGCUGGAGCUUCAGCUGCCCAUCAACUUGUGGACAGAGGCAAUAAAGGAUGACCGGCAACAAUAUGAAUCGAUACAAGCCGUCUUCUUUGGACCAUACCUUCUCGCUGGCCUCUCCGACGGCGACUGGGAUGUUGACACUGGAAAUUCCACCACCGUUUCAGACUGGGUAACUCCAGUUCCAGAGUCUCAGACAUCUCAUCUAAUCUCACUAUCACAAGAAUCCAACAACAAACAUUUUGUGGUCUCCAUCACAAACAACACCCUCAGAAUGACAGAAAACCCUAAAUCUGGUACCAACGAUGCCCUUCAUGCAACAUUCAGGCUUGUUCCUCAGGACGCCGAUGAACAGCUCUUCCAAGCUCCAUGUUGCAAUAAUCUUCUUGGAAAAUUUGUGAAGAUUGAGCCAUUCAACAGCCCUGGAAUGUAUGUGACACCUUUGUCAUGGAAUGGAAACGUUAUUCUCUCCACUUCUCCCAAGACAAACUCAAAGUCUACAUUUCGCGUCGUUUCGGGUUUGGACGGGAAUGCCGGCUCAGUGAGUCUGGAGUCCGGAGACCAUAAGGGCUGCUUUCUCUAUACUGGUGUGAAAUUUUCUGAGGGAAAAAAUGUACAGCUGAUAUGCAAGCAGAAGGAUGAUGCUUCUUCAUUUAAGAAAGCUGCGAGCUUUUCAUUAAGCAGUGGGUUGAGGCAGCAUCACUCUAUCAGUUUCAGGGCAAAGGGUGUAAGGAGGGACUUCAUUCUGGAGCCAUUGAUGAGCUUGAUGGAUGAAUCUUAUACUGUCUAUUUUAAUUUGACAAGAUGAAAACUGGGAAAAAGGUGAUUGAUAAUGUGUUAAUAAGGCUUAUUUUAAUUGGGGAAUGGUGAUGAUCUUUAUAGUUGAUUGUAUCUGUUCUGUUCUUAUAAAUUGUCAGAGACUCUCAUUUGUUAAUGAGC
This is a messenger RNA of Phalaenopsis equestris, 1018 nucleotides long. RefSeq lists its product as uncharacterized. Gene Ontology annotation, biological process: L-arabinose metabolic process. The record is from RefSeq and is a predicted model, not a curated record. NCBI's taxonomy places the organism in Eukaryota, Viridiplantae, Streptophyta, Magnoliopsida, Asparagales, Orchidaceae. Gene Ontology annotation, molecular function: alpha-L-arabinofuranosidase activity. The transcript has 2 exons. The annotation marks the transcript as partial.